CAUCUAUUUCCAAUAGAAUUUAAACUGUUUUCAUCUGUUUGUUUUGAUUACCCUCUUACUUUCGAUUUCGAAAUGAUAUUUUGAAAUAGUAAAACAUUAUUCCAAUUCUAAAAACAUACUUCUUUUAGUCGAUUAAAACCAAACAUAACGAUCAUGUCUUCCAGAAUAAACUAUAUCAUAGUAUAUGGUAAUGUUUAUGAUCCAGUCGUACGCAUCUGCAAUACAUUACAUAAUGGCAUUUAAACUGUUCGUAGACAUUGCUACGGGGCGGAACUUGACAUCGGCCAGCAUACUGCAGCUUCAAAUGAAGACAAAGGCAAAAGAAAUCCGAGAAAAUCGGACCAAGUACAUGCGGAAUUACGAUACAACAGCAGGCACGUCGGCCUUUCACAUGCCGAAGAUACCACAGGUACGCACAACAACAUAUGAACAUGCAGAUGCUAUCUGGGAUGGUGAUCUUGAUUCCAACGUAGAGGCAGAUGCCUUGCCAUCGUUGGGAAAUAGCUCAAUAGCCAACAUAAAAGAUGAGGCAUUGGAAGAAUCCAGUUCAAUGGCAUGUCUACUAGAACAGGUCGGUGAUGUGAAUACUUCCAUAGCCAACAGUACAGAUGAAGCCUGUGCCAAGGUCAGAGACGAGGGAAUAGCAACUACAAUAGAUUGUGUCGAAGAGAUUAAAAAAACAGCAGCGCUUUGCAAGCAAGAUCUUACAAAGACUGCAUGUAUCCCCCCUCAAGAAAACGGUUUGAUGGACAUUUUGAUGUUCCACUCGGACAUUGAUUGCCUGAUAGCACAUCAGAUUUGUGAGAAGAUAAAGACUGAUUUGAAGUCAGAUCUUAACGUAACUAUAGAAAUGUAUGAGGACUUUGCGAUUGGAAGAUCACUCCUUGGUAGUAUUGAUGAUAUAUAUAAUCAGUUUAGAUGGGUCCUGUUUUUAAUUACCCCUGAAUAUGUUCAUCAUGGUUUGCAAAAUUUCCAAGGUGAAAUUCUGCUGACAAACCUGAUUGAAGAGAAUGGGAACAAGGACGGUCGUUUUGUACCUUUAUUUUAUAAUGUUGAAAAGAAAGACAUCAGUCGAAAAUGGUUGAAUUCAAUUGGACCUUUUAACGAUUGUGAUGCAAAUUUUACAAACAGGAUUGCUAAGCGUGUCAGAAAAUUAAGGUCCAAAUAUUGAACACAUUCAAAACUAAUUUGAACAUAGGCGUUAUAUUGAAUUGUGUAUUUCUAGUGUUUUAGUGCGGUAUUGAUGCUUAACAUUUUACAGUUCUGUAUGGAGCUCUACAUUAAGUGUUUUCGUCGGCGCGAUCACUGCAUGAUUUUAAUUUGUUUAUUUUCCUCAACAUGCAACUUAAAAUUGUUUAAUUUUAAAUGUUAAAAUUAAACUUGUGUUUAGUAAUUUAUGCUGUUCUAUUCAAUCUCUUACUAUAAAUAAACAUCAAUACAAAUUAUCAAUACUGAACACAUUGCAAUUAAUUAUUGUCAAUAAUUGUAUAAGACUAUUAUAUACUGUAUACAGUAUAGUUUGUUAAAUGACAAACGAUAAAUAUGUAUAAAUAUGUAAAGAAAUAAUUCAUUUUAAUAAAUUAUUUGCAUGACUGAAUAAAAAUAUGUCCCUAACAAAAGCUAUAACAAGUAAACGUGUUUGUGUUACUAUUUAUUUUUAUAAUUAUUAAAUGUGUACCAUUGCAAACACAAAUUGUUUUCAUAUUUUUAUCCCCAAUACUAUGAAAGACAAUUGACAAGAAUACAUUUAGUACUCACACAGGCAUAGCUAAUAUUUUAAGGUAACUUUCACGGAAUUACAGGAAAACAAUAAUGUAUUUCUUCGUUUUGGAUUAAUAUAAAAACAUCCAUUAUACAUCAAUUCAUUCAUCCAUUUUCUAAGCACUUUAACAUAAUUCGUCAACAUGUGCAUAGUUCACAAGACUUAUGAAGAUUUUGGCGCUGGUUUCAAGUUCGUAAAUGACAUUUUUUCCUGUUCCAAAAAUUAAUUAGUCUAUUAAUGUAUGUUACUGCUUUAUGAGCAGUUUAAAGUAGUGUGAGGUACGUACAAUUACAAUAAAGUUUUAUCUAACUGUAAACAUGUAAUCGACAUUAAACAUUAGCUCGUUCUCAAUGAGGAUUGGUUUGAGGGCUAUUUCGAGCUCGGUUUUAAUACGGGUUUCAAUACGUUACCUUACAAGGAAUAAGACAUUUUUAAAACAGUGAUGCUUUUAUUUCACACUAAAUAUAUUAUGUUUCAUGAAAUAAAAAAUGAAAUAAAGAAAGGUUGCGUUUCUAUAAUUUUCUAAUUGACCGGAACAUAUUACAUAAUAAAUGAAAUAUUCUCUUACGCCAUUGCCGUGUAUUGGGAAAUCUCUUCUAUAGAUGUUGAUUAAUACGGUAUU
Dreissena polymorpha is the source of this 2384-nucleotide messenger RNA. RefSeq lists its product as uncharacterized. The coding region runs from base 185 to 1171 and encodes 328 amino acids. Gene Ontology annotation, biological process: signal transduction. Lineage: Eukaryota; Metazoa; Mollusca; Bivalvia; Myida; Dreissenidae. The record is from RefSeq and is a predicted model, not a curated record. The transcript is spliced from 6 exons.